Messenger RNA from Pogonomyrmex barbatus (red harvester ant), 2505 nucleotides. RefSeq names its product N-alpha-acetyltransferase 30. NCBI's taxonomy places the organism in Eukaryota, Metazoa, Arthropoda, Insecta, Hymenoptera, Formicidae. The record is from RefSeq and is a predicted model, not a curated record. Gene Ontology annotation, molecular function: protein-N-terminal amino-acid acetyltransferase activity. Gene Ontology annotation, biological process: N-terminal peptidyl-methionine acetylation. Gene Ontology annotation, cellular component: NatC complex.
CGAAUCCAGCAGUCACCGCAGAAAAUCCAAUAUGGUGUCUGUCGUUCAGCGGUUUACCUCGGAUGUCCGUAUUUCGGGAUAAAAUUAUUAUACGGCGACCGCGUGACUAGCAAUAAUUAUGAAAAUUCGAUUGAAAGCGUCACGCCGCACGUGAAGAUUCUCAUGCCACUGCGUCUCGUGCUGGAUCGAUACGCGCCGUGAACGGGAACGGUUCCUCAGAGGACAGAGCGGCCAAGAGAUCCUCCGUUUGUCCUCUUCCUCGGCGCGUAGAGAGAAUUUUCAGAGAUAAACCAAGGAGCGGAGAUUGAUAAAUGGAUGCCGAGAAGAUGGAGGGUGGCGCGGAAGUGAGUGAUCCGGAGGCGUCGGACAAAAUCAAGGGGAUGAAACGGGACUCGAUAGCGGACGUCACAACCUUAGAUAUAAAGUCGCGUCUCAGUUUAGAGGCGACGGAGGUGGCAAGCGGUGAGCCGCAUGUCAACGGAGUAGCUCAGAUGAACGGUAUCUGCGACUCUCCUCAAAGAACUGCCACCGUCACCGAUCUCCUCCCACAAUCUAAAACAAUGGAAACUAGUCAUUUAAACCAACAUGAACAAGCAGAAGCGUUAUCCAUGGAAAGUAAAGACAACGAUAUCCAAUAUGUUAGUUAUACAAGUGAAUUACAAAUGCCUGAUAUUAUGAAAUUAAUACAGAAGGACCUAAGUGAACCAUAUUCUAUUUACACAUAUAGAUAUUUUAUUCACAACUGGCCGAAAUUGUGCUUCCUGGCAAUGCAUGGUGAGGAGUGCGUUGGUGCCAUUGUCUGCAAACUGGACAUCCACAGAAAGGUGAUAAAGCGCGGUUAUAUUGCAAUGUUGGCUGUCGAUGUGAAAUAUCGAAAACGGAAGAUCGGAUCGAAUCUGGUGAGACGUGCUAUUCAGGCAAUGGUGGAAGAUGACGCCGAUGAAGUGGUUCUGGAAACGGAGAUUACCAACAGGCCGGCAUUACGCUUGUACGAAAAUCUUGGAUUCGUGCGGGAUAAACGGUUAUUUCGAUAUUACUUAAAUGGCGUGGAUGCGUUGCGACUGAAAUUAUGGCUCAGGUGAAAUUCAUCCGCGUGCUUAUGUCAAUAGGUAUUUAAAUAAUUACAAUGUUGAAGAGAUGUGACAUCUAUGCUCUACUAUAUCGGGCAAAUGUGCGACAUUAAUGUCAAAGAGAUUAUACGUUUCUACGUGCAGAAUUUUUGUUUUUGGUUACAAUAUCGUAUGACCUCUAUAUUUUUUUUUAGAAUCGUUAAUUUGUUGGUAAAAAUGUAUCGCAGUGGAUGAACUUUGUCUUAUGACGAGAUCGUAUUUACUUAUCUUGGAGACCGUCUAUUUUCAACAAAUUUGUUUUUCACAUUUUGUGAGAUAAGUGUAAUGAAAUGUCCAACAGCCUAUUGACAGUAUGUCCGUUAAGGACAGAACAUAUGUACAGAGUAAUUUGUUAAUAGUGCCUAACUGUUGCCUGACUGUUAGUUACUUUGUUAUGAAUUUGCUGCAAUUCCUUUGAUAUUAAUGUCAGUGAUCGAGAUAGAUUUCAAUUGCAGCUUGAAGAUAUAAAAGUAAUGAGUGAUAGUAAGAGAACAAAAUUGAGACUGUGAAAAGUGUAUUGAAAAUGACAUAUUUUGCUUGGAGCUCACAUUGAUAAAGUGCGCAUCUUGAAGCGUACACAUGUUCCCACGACUGAUCCAAAAAAAGAAAGUUUAAUGAGUUUAAAGUCGUUACAAUUAUGUGUGAUUUACUUACAUAAAAAUCUUUUGUAAACUGAAUAUAUAAGAGAUAUAUAUUUUUGUUACAAAUGGAUAUAAUUACAACUAUACCUAUGCGGUAUACAUUUUAAUUAUAUCCUAAAUCACAAAUUUUUUCAUGAUUUAUUUGUGAAAUGCAAUCAAAAAAAUUCAUAAACUCGGCCUUAUCAAUUUUGUUUUAUCACUUUUGUAAAAAUUAAAAUUCGUACUAAUUUUAGCGUUUCUCCUUUGUUAUGAUAAGAAAUUCAACGUUUAUUAUAACAAAUAUUAAAAUAAAGAUACAAUUCGUAAAAAUAAGAGAAGAAACUGAGAUACAAUUCGUAGAAAUGUAAAAUAACGUUUAUAUAUACAUAUAAAAGAUAUAAUCAACAAAAAGGCCGUGCGAUAUUUAUAUGAAUUCUUUUUAUUGUUUUUCAACGUUUUUGAUGGAUCCAAUUCAUCUUCAUUCUAGUAUUUUAAUACCGAAAUGAAUAAUUAUAAAAAUGGAAUGAUUAUAAAAUUACGUUAUAUUAUGCGAAAAUUGCUAUAUCAUAACAGCUGGCGCGUAAUUUUGCUUGAGUCGAGUGUACGAUUUUGUCAGUGUGAACGGCAUUUUAAUAGAGAAACAAAAGCGUGAAAAAAGAAAAAAGAAACAAAGUCCUCCGAGAGAGUAUGAUGGAAUUUUAGAAAAAAUACUUCUGUUUGAAAUUGUAAAGUAAUAUCGAUAUACUACAUUAAACAGACGCGGACAAAGAGAAAAA